CGUACUUCCUCGUUAUACCAAUGGCCUCUUUGAGAAAAUGAGUUUCGAGCUUCCGUACAUAACCUAGGGUUUCUGCAAAAUUUUCAGUUGCUCAGGAAUGGCGUCGCUGGAGAAUGGCGGCGAUGACCACGUGGUCGAACUGAGCGUGCGUGAGGUAUCGGCGUUGGAAAUUGACGCCGGCGGCGAAGUUCCCGAGGAGAUAAGCCCUCUGUUAUCGCAGGCUGAGAGGCCCAAAAUCAACAUUUUCACGGUCUCUUAUCCUCGGAGAAAGCCUAGGGAACAAGUAACAAGAUUACCAGAAGCGGAGACAUCUCCAAUUACACAAUUUGUUUUGUGGGUAUGGAGUGGAUCUAGAUACUCUGGUCUUCUCUGUAUGGCCGUUUCAUCUAUCAUCUACUUUCUCAUGGGAGUCAUUUCUGAUGUUUUCUCUGUUCAGUCAAUUCCUUUGUUUGAGACUGCAUUUACAAGAUGUACAAUAAUCUUGAUUUCUUCAUAUAUAUGGCUACGAAGAAGUGGACAGCCGAUACUUGGGCUAGCAAAUAGUAGAUAUCUUUUGAUUUCAAGAGCCCUUACUGGAUACCUUUCAUUGAUGAGCUUUAUUUAUUGCAUUCAAAGAUUACCUUUGUCUCAGGCUGUAGUUCUAAGCUUUACAACUCCAAUCAUGGCUUCAGUUAUAGCAAGAAUCAUUUUACAUGAGAAAUUGAAAAUUUCAGAUAUUGGAGGUCUGGCUUGCAGUUUCUUUGGGGUACUCUUCAUUUUCCGUCAAGUGCUUACCAUACAAGGAGGAUUAGCUAAUAAAGGAGAAGGAGCCAAUGUAUAUAUCAAGGGAAGUAACCAUAUUUAUGCAAUCUUAGUCGGUAUAUUUUCAGCCAUAACAGGUGGAAUCAGCUACUGCCUUAUAAGAGCGGGAGCUAAGGCAUCUGAUCAACCAAUGGCUACAGUUUUUUCAUUUGGCGUACUGUCCAGUCCUGCUGUGGGAAUUUGUUCUUUUGCCUUUGAGGAUUUUGUUUUCCCAGGUUUUUAUUCGGUUACACUUAUGCUUGUACUUGGCUCUCUGGCUUUUCUCGCCGAGGUAUUUCUAGCCCGUGCACUUCAGCUUGAGAAAACCAGUAAAGUUGCAAAUAUUCAAUUCAUCGAGGCUGUCCUAUCGCAAUUGUGGGGCAUUGGUUGGUCAGGCCUAGCUCCAUCUUUUGGUCGACUUGUUGGAUGUCUGCUCAUUGUAAUUUCAGUGUGUUGCACUAUGUACAUUGGACCCGAUAAAGAAACUGAGUGAAAGAUGCGGAUUCUUCUGCUUUCUUAAAAGGCAUACGCACCUCUUUUUGGUGCACCCAUUUUUUUGUACUCAACUUGGCAAUGCCAAUCAAUAUAAGUCCUAAAAUUGUAUAUCUAAUCGCUCCUGCAUUCUUUACAUCAAGGCCA
This is a messenger RNA of Morus notabilis, 1419 nucleotides long. RefSeq names its product solute carrier family 35 member G1. The coding region runs from base 98 to 1273 and encodes 391 amino acids. The transcript is spliced from 10 exons. Gene Ontology annotation, cellular component: membrane. NCBI's taxonomy places the organism in Eukaryota, Viridiplantae, Streptophyta, Magnoliopsida, Rosales, Moraceae. The record is from RefSeq and is a predicted model, not a curated record.